CCAGUGUGGCGACAAAGCAGCAGCAGCAGCAGAACCAACGCUGUGUAGUUUCGAAUCUUUCUGAGGACAGAACCGCUGGCGACCCAGUGGAAAAGUGCCGCCGGGUCCUGAUCCCCGAACCCGGCUCCCAAGGAAAUCCCAUUCAGAAUAUGAAUCCGGUCAGUGGGCACAAUACCCUUCCGUUAGCACCCCGGAGUGACGGCAUGCCUCGGAGUCAGAGUUCGCGGAGCACGACCGGAUCGAAGCAGCACCAACACGCCAAACACUUCAUCACUCAGACCAAGAAGGGAGGUUUCACGUCGUACAUGGCCAGUCGAGUCAACGAUCUACCCGAAGAUAUUCUCAAAGAUCGGGCCAUACCAACUUCUGCACACGAAGACCACAGACGUAGAACGAUUAUAGUCAACCGGGACAGGUCUCAAGGAGGCUCGUUUGGAUUCACGCUCCAAACCUACGGCAUACGCCAUAAAGAUGAUUCGAAAAUCGAGCUGAUCAGCUACGUAGACUCCCUGGAACCUUACGGACCCGCUGCCAAAGCCGGAAUGCGAGCCGGAGACGUGAUUCUAUCAAUUAACGGAGAAGACGUCGAGUCGGUUGACCACAAUCGGCUCAUCCAAAUGAUCAAAGCCUGUCCCCAGUCGAUGCGAAUCGUAGUAUUGUUCGAGAAUUGUGUCCGAAGAGUCGCCCUCCAUGCAAAGCUUUUGGAAUUGAAACGUUCCUAUCAACAGAAAAUAACCGAGUAUAAUCAUUACGUGGAAGCCGAGCGCAAUAUUCUCUUGACUUUGCGGAACAAAGGCGUCGAUAUACAGCAUCUCCUCAAAGGAUCAUCGGAACUUCUACCGUUGUCUUCCGCAAGCACAGAUGUUCUGUUCCCUUUUAGGAAGCAUUCGAAGAGCUUCAACAGAUUGAGCGUCUCACACUCAAAGUCGGAGUCCCGCCUGCUCUCAGACUCGGCGACCAAUCUCGCAAGCUCAUCGACCACCAGGAGUCGGCCCAUAAAAGACACAUCGGCUUCCUGCUCUACUCUUCCACGACUUGGCGGUAGACGGAGUUCCGCUCGAAGUCUCCCGACGUCAUCUGCUGUGACGCCCGUCGGCUCUCUUGAUGGAUUGGAACAAGGCGGAAUCCAUUUCAAGGCGCACCGGACGUGCAGCACAGAUUUCUCUGACAACGGGUCAACCGAUGGAGGACUAUCAUCGACCGAGGAACUCGACGACGAGGAUGGACCUCCGCCGGCAAAACCUCCGCUACCGCCGAAAGCCAAGCAUAGCCAAAAUGCUACGAAAUCGCUUAGCAGCACAGACAUUCCCCCCUCAUUACCGCCAAAGCGCUCCCAGCAGUCCGCACCUCAGUUCAGAUCUGAUGUGGUCACAAGACUGUAACUCCCCCUUGGCCCUACCGAGCUUAUGCACUUUUCUCACAUGACUCACCUCAACUUUUUGAUACUAUCAAUCAGAGCCUUGUGCGUUCCAGCUCCGUACGGCGGAAAGAACUCAGCGUGAAUUUCUGGAGGAAUCGUGCGAGAGAUGAUCUCCCGAAGGAGGAAUGCUCACAAAAUACCCCUUCCCAAAAGAAUCAAAUCCAGGGUUUUAUUAUGCUUUCAACAAAGUCAUGUGGAAAUCUAGGGCGUUCUGAGCCGGAUCCCUAGCCCACCGAUGGUCA
Molecule: messenger RNA, 1662 nt
Organism: Galendromus occidentalis (western predatory mite)
Lineage: Eukaryota; Metazoa; Arthropoda; Arachnida; Mesostigmata; Phytoseiidae
Product: short spindle 6
Exons: 7
Coding region: 150-1382 (410 amino acids)
Molecular function (GO): protein binding
Source: RefSeq, a predicted model, not a curated record